UAUAAUUUUAAACAAAUUUAUGUAUUCGAUAUAAUACGACUUUAUAACAUAAUAAUACACAAUAUACUUAAAAUACUAUCACAUUUUCAACUUCGUAUAUAACCUAUAAAACCCGCGCUUUCGAAGCGCGGGUCAAAAUCUAGUAAGAUUAUAAAGACCAAGAAGAAGAAAAAAAGAGAAGACUACAACAACUACUUGUAAAGUAUAAUCUCCAUAUCUGAGCCAACAAACCCAAUCUUCUUGAACCAUUCUUGAUUGUUAUUACAGAAGAUGGAUAAUGAUAAGAAUCACAAGACAGAGGAACCUAAACCGAGAUUGAGAUGGAGUUAUGAGCUUCAUCACAGAUUCAUCGACGCCGUUAAUCAACUUGGGGGACCAAACAGUUCUGUUUCAGUUCCCUUUGUCCUUUUGGAACCUUAUCAAGUUUGGGUGGUUAGGUCUUAUUUCUUAGUUAGUUUUUCAUUUUUGUUUUGUUAUGUGGUUGUUUUAGAGGCGACGCCUAAGGGUUUGAUGAGGGUUCUCGAGAUUCCUGAGCUUACUUUGUACCAUCUCAAGAGUCAUUUACAGAAAUAUCGGCUCGGGAUAAGCGAGAGAUUCAUUGGCAACAAGCAAGAUGCGGGAAGAUCCCAAGAAUGUCAGAGUCAAGAAGAUCUUGGAGAUCAACUAGACAUUAUUGUCCCCGAAGAAAAACAUGACGAACCUAACAAAAACUUGCAAAUCAAGGAAGCGGUAGAAAUACAAAUGGAAGUCCAGAAGAAGCUCCACGAACAAAUCGAAAUGCAGCAGCAGUUACAAGUGAGAAUAGAGGCACAAGGGAAAUAUUUACAGUCAGUGUUACUGAAAGCUCAAGAAACUCUCUCCGGUUACAAAUCUUCUAAUCUCUAUGCAGUAGCAUCGAUGGCGAAUAGAAACUGCCUCAGUUCUUCUAUCUCAGCACUGACACAAGCAGAUGAAGAUAACGAGGUUGAGGAAGAAUACGAUUUCUUGUGUACCAAGAAACCAGAAAACAGAGGAAAUGAGUCGACGAGAAGUUCAGUUGACUGCUCGUUGGCAUCAUCAGAAAGCUCAGAAGCAAAACUGGAUCAUCGUUCUCAGACCAUUAUGAGGAGAUCAGACGAGCUUCAGUUUAUGGAGAUCAAACCAGAGGAAGUGAUGGAUCGGAAGAAGAGAAGGUGGGACGAUGAUGUCCUUUGCGUAGAACAAUCUAUCCGGAAGAAAGCAUUUGGAGGCCUAGACGGUGAGGACUUGGGUCUGAAUUUAAAUAGUUUCAAGGUCAUGGAAACAAGUUACAAGUCCAACUACAAGUCCAACAAAUAGGACUAGUCUAUUAGGUUACAAGAAACCUGAGUCUCUUAAUAAUAUAUGUUAAAAUUAUAUA
Molecule: messenger RNA, 1378 nt
Organism: Brassica rapa (field mustard)
Lineage: Eukaryota; Viridiplantae; Streptophyta; Magnoliopsida; Brassicales; Brassicaceae
Product: myb family transcription factor PHL8
Molecular function (GO): DNA-binding transcription factor activity; DNA binding
Source: RefSeq, a predicted model, not a curated record